Molecule: messenger RNA, 825 nt
Organism: Klebsormidium nitens
Lineage: Eukaryota; Viridiplantae; Streptophyta; Klebsormidiophyceae; Klebsormidiales; Klebsormidiaceae
Source: the annotation of a GenBank genome assembly
AUGAUCCUGGCCUGCGAAAAUACCAUGAUGCCAAAGCCCUUCCGAUCGCAGGGCACAGCCGACAAUGCGAAGGCCGUGCUCGACUGCAUGACCAUCGCCGGCAAGUUCGGGUUCGAUCCUAGCAAGUGCUCAUCCUUCGUGGCCACCAACAAGGUCGGCAGCAUCCGGCAGAGCAUCAAGGUCAACCUCACGGCCGAUUGCAAGCUCGACUCGGAGGACGUCAAGAAACUCCAGGCCAACAUGGAGAACGAUCUGUCCCAAAGAAACGACCAGGUCAAUGAUGGGGUGGCCACCGCCCUUCACGACCUGGUCAACGUGCUGGGCGGUAGCGAUUCGAACAAGACGUACAGUCAGUUGGUGCACGACAUGGUGCAAAAAACGUUCACGACGGAUGUGUGCAACGAAACCAUAACCAACCUCACGAGCAGCAACAUCCUGAGCAUAUCCGCCAUCGGCCUGGCGUACCAGGAGGUGAACGGAGUGGAGAUGUCCAUCGAGUCGACCGCCAUGGUGUCGGCCAUGACGAAGAACAAGACCAUCGCGGACGCGCUCGAUACAUUCAAACAAAAAGUGGAUCAGGACAACAGCGAGAAAACGAGGGGCCUGACGGAUAUCGUGGAUUCCGUGGGGGCCACCGUGGGAGGCCUAUUCAAGACGAUGAGUUGGGUGUGGAUAGCGGUCAUAUGCGUCGGAGGACUGGUCGUGUUAUGGGGUCUGUGGGUAGGCCUAAAGUUCCUGCUAUCUCCUGCCGGCCAAGAUGGUACCAGAGAACUUGCGCACGCGGGCGCCGAAAAGAUACGCGACACUCCCAUAGUUCCGGUCUGA